UUGGAGAUUGAGGAAGUUAAAGAGAGCUGGAGACGUGCACAUCAAUACCCGAUAAACAUGAAGACGGUGGCCUUUCUUUGUUUUAGUUUCUUAUAUUUUAGGUACACACUCUGUAGCUGCCCCAGUAACGAUUUGGAAAUUACAUCUGUGGAAGAUGUUUAUGAAUUUCUCUGGGAGAACAACAGUGUCAUUGCCUUUGAGACACUCCGAGUAGACUUCCUACAACAAAUGCAGAGUGGCAGUCUCCAGGCAGAGCGAUACAUAAGCUUCACCAUGCAAGACAUCAACUACAUACUGACUGUGACGAAAAUGUUGAAGGAAAUGAGUGAAAAAGAAAUCCAGCCGGAUGACCUCAGGGACUUCAUAAAAGGCAGAUACUUAAGUUAUAAAAAAUAUACUGACUUAAUGCUUGAAAGAUUUUCUUUUAAGGAUGCGCCUGCCAUUCAGCAAACUCCAGCUAUGACGAAGUAUCUGUCGUUCUACAGAGAACUAAUGGAAGAUCCACUGGACUUUGCUGUGGGUCUUCUGCCUUGCGCCAGACUUUGGGUCUGGCUGGGUAAAAAUCUCAAAACACCUCAAAAUAAUGCAUACUACAAUUGGAAGGUGGAGAAUAUGGACGGCCACCCUGAGAAGCACUACAAAGCUCUGCUGGACAAGCAUCUGGACACAUAUGAAAAAGUGGAGAAGGCCAAUAAUAUAUUCCGUGAACAGAUGCGAAAUGAGCAUGAUUUCUUUUACUCAUCUUGAGUGGUUGAUGGCUGGUAAGUAGUUCUGAAGUUUUUCUACCAGUA
This is a messenger RNA of Rhinichthys klamathensis goyatoka, 791 nucleotides long. RefSeq lists its product as uncharacterized. Gene Ontology annotation, cellular component: cytosol. Bases 58 to 747 code for a protein of 229 amino acids. The transcript is spliced from 3 exons. Lineage: Eukaryota; Metazoa; Chordata; Actinopteri; Cypriniformes; Leuciscidae. The record is from RefSeq and is a predicted model, not a curated record.